Molecule: messenger RNA, 492 nt
Organism: Ruditapes philippinarum (Manila clam)
Lineage: Eukaryota; Metazoa; Mollusca; Bivalvia; Venerida; Veneridae
Exons: 4
Coding region: 1-492 (163 amino acids)
Source: RefSeq, a predicted model, not a curated record
AUGGCUUUUGCUAAUGGUGCAUACAUUAUAUUGCUGACUUCAUUGGUAUUGUCUACUACUGAUGGAUCAGUUAAGAAAGGAUACGGGAUAGACCUGAUGGCAUUUAAAUGUGGCGAUUUAGAUGCGUUAGCUAACAUUUCCUGGUGGUACAACUGGGAUGCAAAUCUUAAACAAAUAGAAGAGAAAAGCGGAUGUAAAAUCGAUGAAAAAUAUGUUCCCCUUUUCGUCCCAAUAAUCUGGGGGUAUAAUCCGAGUUGGAGUCCAGACAGGUACAGUGUUGAUGACAGAUACGAUAUUGUUCUUGGUUUUAAUGAGCCAAACCAUAAAAGUCAGUCGAACCUCACUGCCCAAGAGGCCGCUGACGCAUGGUAUAUUGUGGAACAAGAGGCAGACAACAAAAAGAUAGCAAGUCCUGCAGCGGCUAGAUGCGGAUCAGGAUGCCACAUCUUUGCGGGAACACAAACCGACCACCUUGUGGAGUGGGUUAUAUAG